This is a messenger RNA of Postia placenta MAD-698-R-SB12, 849 nucleotides long. RefSeq lists its product as hypothetical. The record is from RefSeq and is a predicted model, not a curated record. Gene Ontology annotation, molecular function: oxidoreductase activity. Bases 1 to 849 code for a protein of 282 amino acids. Lineage: Eukaryota; Fungi; Basidiomycota; Agaricomycetes; Polyporales; Adustoporiaceae. The transcript is spliced from 3 exons.
AUGUCCGCAUCUGACGCUCCCCCCAACACGAUACAAGCCGAGCUAAACUACUUCUCACCCCCCACCGAUGGCUCCAAGCCGUACAUAAACAUCAACGCCGACCCAGCCACUGGCGUCCGGCAGCGCAACUUUGACUCUGAGCCGCACAUCAUCGACAUUGAGAACAUUCGUGGAGAGCAGGGCUCUGUCACACUCGAUACUGCCGGCUUCCAAUUCUUCCGGCGCCCCGCUACACACAAAGCCUUCAUCGACGACAAGGCCGUUGAGACAGAGUAUUACCCGGAGAGCAUCGAGUUCUUGAAGGAGAUCACAGGCGCGAGCCGUGCUGUUGUCUUUGAUCAUACCAUCCGCCGCCGCCGCCCCGGCGAGGUCGAGGACACACCGCAGAAGCGCCAGCCCGUCCCGCAGGUGCACGUCGAUCAGACGACGGCGUCCGCCAUCGCGCGCGUGCACCGACACCUCCCGCCCGCGGACGCGCCCGAGCUGCUGCGUCGCCGCUUCCAGAUCAUCAACCUCUGGCGGCCGAUAUCGCAUGCUGCGUACGACUGGCCGCUUGCGCUGUGCGACUUCCGUUCGGUCGACGCGAAGAGGGACCUCGUGCCGACGUCCCUCGUCUAUCCGGAUCGUGAUGGUGAGACGAUGAGCGUGCGUUUCAACCCGAACCACAGGUGGAAGUACCUCCGUGGCAUGGGGCCGGAUGAGUUUGUGCUGAUCAAGUGCUUUGACUCGAGGACGGACGAUGACACGGCUUUGUUGACGCCCCAUACUGCGUUUCAAGAUCCAACCACGCCCAAAAACACUCCUUAUCGAGAGUCGAUCGAGUUGCGCCUUCUCGUGUUCUAUGAUUGA